This is a messenger RNA of Polychytrium aggregatum, 1120 nucleotides long. RefSeq lists its product as uncharacterized. NCBI's taxonomy places the organism in Eukaryota, Fungi, Chytridiomycota, Chytridiomycetes, Polychytriales. The coding region runs from base 265 to 843 and encodes 192 amino acids. The record is from RefSeq and is a predicted model, not a curated record. The transcript has 3 exons.
GCAGAUCCAAGAGCGCGACGAGACGAUCCAGGACAAGGAGAAGAGAAUCUAUGACCUCAAGAAGAAGAACCAGGAGCUGGAAAAGUUCAAGUUUGUGCUGGACUACAAGAUCAAGGAGCUGAAGCGCCAGGUGGAGCCGAGAGAGCAAGACAUCCAAGAGAUGACGGCACAAAUCAAGGUGGGCACUUUGCCCAGAGUCUGCUUGAUGCGCAUGCCUCUGGCUGGGUGGGAUCAAGUGACUGACCUCUGCCUGGAUUCAAGGAAAUGGACGUGGAACUAGACUUGUAUCACAAAUCCAACGCCGAUCUCGAGUUCUCCAUCGCCGAUUUGAAACUCAAGCUGAAGGCAUCUGACCGAGAGGUGGAGAAGGAGAAGAACAAAGUCAACGCCCUCACGAAUUUCUUGCGGCGAUUCAAAAUCGAGCUGAACGAGUGCGCCCAGCAAAGCUCGGAUCCAAAGAAGCUCAAGGGGCAGGUCAAGGCGCUUUAUCAAAAGUACUGCAAAGAAAACAUCAACGAAGACGAGGAAGAGGUCGAUAUCCAGCAAGAAUAUGCAAGACAGCGAGAGUAUCUGGAGCGCACGGCUGCCUCCCUCAAGAAAAAGGUCGUCAAGGACCAGAGUCUCCACAGAAUCGACAACGUGCGUAUCAUGGACGAGAAUGUGGCGCUCCUCAAGGAGAUCAAUUUGCUUCGCAAGGAUCUGCUCGGCGGUCGACAUAAAAAGCUGGCCGACAAAGCCGUGAUUGCAGCAGCCGCAGAGUCGCAUGGACGACCGAAUAUGUCUCAGCGAAACGGAUCUGCCCCUGGACCAACCAUCACGCUGCCGUCAGUCGAGCAUCACUGAGUGCAGUAUGCAGUUUGCGCAUAAACAGCGGGCCGUGCCCGUCUGGGAACCAGUUACGACUCUGCUGCACCCACCAACGAGUCGCUUGGGCGCAUUGCCCCCGCCCUGUCUUCACGGUGUGGAUGGUGAUGGUGAAAGAUGGAUGCGUGCAUUCCUCACACACACACACACACACACACACAACAGAGUUGUAAAUCUCCGAUCAUAUGCAUCCUGGUCAGCCGCCCAAUCCAGCUCAAGCGGAGAGGGCGGGGUGGUGGGACACAAGCGGGGCCGA